CUGAGCACACACAAACACAGCAGGGACACAGACUAUAACACACACACACACACACACACACACACUGUAACACACAGCACAGUGCCACAUGGCUUUGACCCUCUAAACAGCUUUAAUUUCUUGCGUUGGCCAGAGAGGAGGUAAAAACAAGCAACAGACUCAUCUCACCAUUAUAGACAAUCAUCACCUCUGAUCAAUUUUAAGUCAUUGUGGAGCUCAUGCAAAUGUGUGUAUGCUCUGUGAAGAACUGAAUAUACCGCUGAAGAAUGGAGGUCUCCAGACGAGAGCCCAAAGCUGAGCAGUUGACAGAUGAAGGGACAGAGAAGACAAAAGAUGAAGCGGUUCAUCUGAGGAGGAGUAUAGGUCUGCUGCCGUCCAUUUCUUUUAUCAUUGGCACUGUGAUUGGCAGUGGGAUCUUCAUCGCUCCUAAAGGUGUUUUGAUGAAUUCAGGCAGUGUUGGGGUCUCUCUUAUUGUCUGGAUUCUGUGUGGGGUUCUCUCUCUGUUUGGUUCUCUGUGUUAUGCUGAACUGGGCACAAGCUUUACGAAGUCUGGGGGUCACUACACCUACCUGCUGGAGACCCUGGGUCCUCUGCCUGCCUUCCUGCGGCUUUGGACUGAAUACCUAUUAAUCAGACCUGCGGUGACCUCUUAUGUAUCUUUAGCAUUCGGACGUUAUGCAGUUGAGCCAUUUUUCAUUCCUUGUGCGGCUCCGACCGUUCUGGUCAAACUCGUCAGCAUCUUGGCAGUCUCAUUCGUGGUGAUAGUGAACUGCUGGAGUGUGUCUUUAACUGCUCGUACGCAGGUGUUGCUGACGGUCAUCAAGCUGUUCGCUUUGAUUCUGAUCAUCAUUCCAGGAAUCAUGGCUUUGGCUAAUGGCAAAACUGCCAAUUUCCAGGAUGCAUUUGACUCUGAAUCUUUAUCGGUGACCAAACUUCCACUUGCUUUUUAUUCUGGACUAUAUGCAUAUAGUGGAUGGUUUUAUUUAAACUUCAUAACCGAAGAGGUCAUUAACCCCAACAGGUAUUUAAAACUGCUUUGUAGCAUAAUAUUAAUUAUUCUUAAAAGUCAUGAAACUUACUCAAAUGUUUUUGUUUUUGUUAGAACUCUUCCAUUAGCCAUCAUUUUCUCCAUUGUUACGGUUACUGUGUUUUACGUGCUGGUGAAUGUGGCUUACUACACCAUGAUGACAGCAGAUGAGCUCCUGAUGUCAGAUGCUGUGGCAGUGACAUUUGCUGGGCGUGCUCUGCAGGGUUUGGCACCGGCCAUGCCCGUACUGGUCGCACUUUCUUGUCUUGGAGCUGUAAAUGGGGGAUUUUUUGGAUCAACCAGGAUGAUAUUUGUGGGAGCCAGAGAGGGUCACAUGCCAGGCAUCUUCUCCAUGAUCCAUAUUCGCCGACAGACACCGCUACCUGCUAUAUUGUUUCUGUAUCCUCUGGUGGUUAUUAUGAUAGCAAGAGGAGAGAUCUAUGAACUGAUCAAUUUUGCUUCUUUCUCACGUUGGUUUUUCAUCGCACUGGCAACCCUGGGGAUGCUCAUCCACCGAUACAGAUUCCCAGAACAUCCAAGGCCAUUUAAGGUUCCUCUGGUUAUCGCCGUGGUCUUCACCCUGGUGUGUUUCUUUAUUGUGGGUUUGUCGUUGUAUUCUGAUCCCUGGAAUACGGGAUUGAGCUGUGGCCUAACCCUAGCAGUUGUACCGAUGUAUUACCUUACAAUGAAGACAUCUUUUAUUCCUAACCGCUGGAAGAAAACCUUCAAUUAUUUUAUGCUACAGCUGCAAAUCCUUCUGGAGGUGACACCGCAAGAAGUUCAGACCUACUGAUGGAGUCACCCAACAACAACCAUAUGCUAAAAUGACUCCAAAAAAUGUCAAGACUUUAAAGAAAAGUGCAGAAUAUCAAAGACUUUGUGUAUCAAACUUUUAUAUUCAAAGACUGAUUAUAUCAUCAGAAUAUUGGGGUGGUUUCCCAGACAGGGAUUAGUUUAAACCAGAACUAGGCCUUAAUUUAAUCAGAAAAUAUAACUAGUUUAACAAACAUGCCUCACUAAAAACAUUACUGGCGUGCAUUUUGAGGCAAAACAAAGGGCACUGAUGUAUUUAAAGAGUAACUAAACCCCUGCUCAGAGCCUGACUCAACCCACUGGCAAUAUUUGAAAAAUGCAAGAAAAGUGGGCAGACACCAAUGGAGAUAGAGGGGACAAAGGCCCUGUCCCAAAUGGCACACUCAGGACUUGUGGUCCUCCUCAGAGUCCACACUUUAAUGACAUCAUGUAGUCCAGACUUUAGGGACCCUUGAUGCGAGUCCACGUGGGUGCACCGGAGUCGUAUUUUGGGACAGACUCGAGCGUCACGCCGGAAAUAGGAGGAGAAGUUGCCCGUCAGUUUGAACUCCCUUCCAUCGUCUGAUUGGUCUGAUUACUCUUUCGCAAGGAAUUCUGGGUUGGUAAAGUGCGCGAAGCCUGCUGCAGUGCGGGCUUUGCCGAAGACCGCAUCAAGGGGGCAAAGGCGGUGCUGAUGAGCACACUUCGAAGCGUAAAAAUGAGAGAUGGGACACCCUACGGACUCGUAGACUAAGCGUGCACACGCUAUUUAAGGCCACGAGACCGAAAGUCCACAUGAAGUGCGCCAUUUGGGACAGGGCCGAACUACCAAGUGUGUGGUGAGAUCGUAACAAGGGCGUGGUGAGCUUAAACCUUUUAAUGUAGGAUCGUCCCGCUUACAUCACGCGGUACCGCAACAUCCAACAGGAAAAUUCAACUGCAGUAGCCACAGUUCAACCUGAAGAGGGCAGCACUCAGACAUUUUUACACCAUAUAUCAUAGCAUUGAAACACUUUAUACUAGGGUUGCUCGACCGCAUAUGUCAUCGAGGAUCUCACAUUUCAGUUAAAAUACAUUCAAAAAUUAAGAUUUAUUUCUUUUAAAGGACAAGUUGGGUAUUUUACACUUAAAGCCCUGUUUUCAGAUUGUUUAUGAUGAAAUAGAACGGUUUUGACUGA
Molecule: messenger RNA, 2997 nt
Organism: Misgurnus anguillicaudatus (oriental weatherfish)
Lineage: Eukaryota; Metazoa; Chordata; Actinopteri; Cypriniformes; Cobitidae
Product: cystine/glutamate transporter
Biological process (GO): amino acid transmembrane transport
Cellular component (GO): membrane
Molecular function (GO): L-amino acid transmembrane transporter activity
Source: RefSeq, a predicted model, not a curated record